This is a messenger RNA of Myotis daubentonii (Daubenton's bat), 975 nucleotides long. RefSeq names its product class I histocompatibility antigen, Gogo-C*0202 alpha chain-like. The record is from RefSeq and is a predicted model, not a curated record. The transcript is spliced from 4 exons. Bases 176 to 631 code for a protein of 151 amino acids. Lineage: Eukaryota; Metazoa; Chordata; Mammalia; Chiroptera; Vespertilionidae.
UUCUCCUCUCCCAACCUGUGUCGGCGCCUCCUUCCUGGAGACUCGUGACGCAACCCCACUCCUCACUCCCAUUGGCUGAGUGGUUUCCAGAGCAGCCAAUCAGCGUCCCCGCGGCUCCCGGUUAUAACUCCUCCGCGGAAGCGCCCGGACUCAGACCGUCCCCCCGACGCCGAGGAUGCGGGUCCUGAGGCCCCCCACCCUCCUCCUGCUGCUCUCGGGGGCGCUGGUCCUGACCCCCAGCUGGGCCGCCCCGGCCCUGCCCCCCGUCCGCCCCCCAGGCCCCCACUCCCUGAGGUAUUUCUACACCAUCGUGUCCCGGCCCGGCCGCGGGGAGCCCCGCUUCCUCUCCGUCGGCUACGUGGACGACACGCAGUUCGUGCGGUUCGACAGCGACGCCCCGAAUCCGAGGGCUGAGCCGCGGGCGCCGUGGACGCAGCAGCCGUGGGUGGAGCAGGAGAGGCCUGGGUAUUGGGACCGGAACACGCGGAAAUUCAAGAGAGCCGCACAGUUGUCCCGACGGAAACUGAAGACCCUGCGCGGCUACUACAACCAGAGCGAGGACGGGUUUCACACCUUCCAGUGGAUGUAUGGCUGCAACUUGGGACCCGAAGGGCGCCUCCUCCACGGGUAAUUUCAAUUCGCAUAGGAUGGCGCUGACUACAUCGCCCUUAAUGAGGACUUGACCUCCUGGACCUCGGCCGACCUGGCGACUCAGAUCACCCUGCGCAAGGGAGAGUCUGACAGUGAGGCAGAGCAAAGGAGGAGCUACCUGGAGGGCCGGUGUGUGGAGUGGCUCCGCCUUUACCUGGAAAAGGGAACGAGACCCUGCAGCGCGCAGACCCUCCAAAGGCACACGUGACCCACCACCCCGCCUCUGCCCAUGAGGUCACCCUGAGGUGCUGGGCGCUGGGCUUCUACCCUGAGGACAUCAGCCUGACCUGGCAGUGUAACGGGGAGGACCAGACCCAGGACAUG